AUGUCAUCAACAAUUGGAGAACGAGAUAUUGUCGUCCAAUUCCAAUCUGACACUUUUCAGCAGAUACGUGACGAUCACCCUCUAUACAUGAGUCACCAAUAUCCUCUACUCUUUCCAUAUGGUGAGUAUGGAUUUCACCCCGAAAUCCCAUUACAACUUGAGAUAGGCACUUCAAGAACAAGGCAAUUUCUGACCAUACGUCAAUACUACGCUGCUCAGAUACAGACACGUCUUAACCAAGGGAUGACAUUGGUUAAAGGCGAUCGUCUCCUCCAUCAAUAUGCUGUGGACAUUUUUACGACAAUCGAGGAGGAUCGACUAAGAUGGGCGAGGAAUAACCAAGAUGUUUUGAGAGCCGAACUCAACAGUAAUGUACUCGAUGCUGUUAGCAAGGGUGACACCGAUGCUAAAAUUAUCGGUCAGAGGUUCAUACUGCCGCCAAGUUUCACCGGCAGGCCUCGGUACUUAGUCGAAAAAUACCAUGAUGCGAUGGCUAUUUGCAGAGAGUAUGGAAAUCCAGAUUUGUUUAUCACAAUGACGGCCAAUCCUAAUUGGAAAGAAAUUAAAGAACAUCUUGAUAGAUACGGUGGGGGCUCCCCCAAUGAUAGACCAGACAUUGAAUGUCGGGUAUUUAAGAUGAAGCUAGAUGAGCUACUCAAGGAUUUCAAAAAAAGAACUUUCUUCAAGCCAUACACAGCAACUCUCCACAGAAUAGAGUUUCAAAAAAGAGGCCUCCCUCAUGCACAUAUAUUAUUGUGGUUUGGAAACUCUUCCAGAACACCAAGUUUAGAGGAAGUAGAUGAGAUUAUUUCAGCAGAGCUCCCAAACAAAGAGGAAGACCCGGAAGCUUACAAUUUAGUAACAAAACACAUGAUCCAUGGUCCAUGUGGUGUCUCUAAUCAGAAGUCACCGUGUAUGGAAAAUAAUGUGUGCACAAAAAAGUAUCCUCGGCCCUAUAAUGGGAGUACUUCGAUUGACAAGUCAGGGUAUGUAUUAUAUCGUCGCCGCCGGAAUGAAACUGACCCUCUGCGAAAAAAUGGGGUAAUCAUAGACAACACGUUCGUUGUACCUCAUAACAUUAAGCUGCUAAAGAAGUACAAAGCUCAUAUUAAUGUAGAAUGGUGUAAUCGUACGAGUGCAGUGAAGUAUCUUUUCAAGUACAUAACCAAGGGUGUUGACAGAACAUCCGCAAUUAUCGAAAAAGGAAACCCAAUUUCUACCCCUAACACAACAGCAUCUGGGGAGCCAAAGGAAAGAGUGUUGAAGCAGCGGAAUGAGAUCCAAGACUAUAUCGAUGCUUGGUAUGUAUCUGCUUGCGAGUCUAUGUGGCGGAAUUUCGCAUUCCAUAUACACAAAAGAAAGCCGUCAGUUGAGAAGCUUAUCAUUCACCUAGAAGGCGAACAUAACAUCACAAUCAAAUCAACUGAUAACCUCGGCCGUGUAAUCCGCAAGCCAGGUAUUGAGAAGACAAUAUUUACUGAAUGGAUGGUCUUAUGCAGAAGGUCAGAGUUCGCACGAACGCUAACCUAUGUGCAAAUACCAGAAUAUUUCGUAUGGAACAACACUACCAAAGUCUGGUCUGAACGUAAGAAAGGGAAAACCAUUGGACGAAUCAUGGUUGUCCAUCCAUCAGUAGAAGAUCGAUAUUAUUUGAGGAUCCUCAUUAAUAAGAUCAAGGGUCCUAGGAGUUACGACGAGCUGAAAACUUUCAACGACGUGAAAUACUCUGACUUCAAAUCAGUUUGCCAUGCCCGAGGCUAUUUGGACAACGAUGUUGAAUAG
This is a messenger RNA of Brassica napus (rape), 1782 nucleotides long. RefSeq lists its product as uncharacterized. The record is from RefSeq and is a predicted model, not a curated record. Lineage: Eukaryota; Viridiplantae; Streptophyta; Magnoliopsida; Brassicales; Brassicaceae. Bases 1 to 1782 code for a protein of 593 amino acids. The transcript has a single exon.